Molecule: messenger RNA, 2859 nt
Organism: Aspergillus ibericus CBS 121593
Lineage: Eukaryota; Fungi; Ascomycota; Eurotiomycetes; Eurotiales; Aspergillaceae
Product: tubulin gamma complex associated family protein
Exons: 2
Coding region: 1-2859 (952 amino acids)
Biological process (GO): spindle assembly; cytoplasmic microtubule organization; microtubule nucleation
Cellular component (GO): equatorial microtubule organizing center; spindle pole; gamma-tubulin complex
Molecular function (GO): microtubule minus-end binding; gamma-tubulin binding
Source: RefSeq, a predicted model, not a curated record
AUGGACCAGGAGGAUUCUAUCACAGACCCGUUCUCCAGCCAUGGUUUGUGGAGGGUUUCCAAGUUCACCUUGCAGUCCCUGCAGCCGUUGGAGCCCUUGCCGUGGGACGAGGAGUUGCCUGAUCUUUCUGGCGGUAUUUUCAAGAGCCCCUUGAAUAUAUUCGAUAAAUAUGCGACCGAACUCCCCGGCCUUAGUACCUUCGGACCCGACCUAUUCGACCCAGAUCAGACGCUGGGAUCGACGACUGAUACGUCGAGUGAAAGUCAAUUCAAUGCAACCUUAGAUCAACACAGUAUCCAACAGGAGGAAGCAGAGGAUAUAUGGGCCCUUGGGGCUUUGGAAAUCAAGCAGGAUCGUGAAGACUUGCUGAAAUCUUGGGAGAGAUACCAUGACCAGUCAUCCCGCGAGCCCGUCCCCGCAUACUUCAGCGAGUCGGGCGCGAAAGGCUUCGACGCAGCAUUGGCGAAGCAAGCUGCAAAGUGGGGAACCCAGACCCAAAGAUUUAUGGUCCAGAAAGAUGUUCUCUUCCAGGCUUUGCUCAAGCUUGGGUUGGGUUGGAACUCCAUGUUCUUCCGUUACAAUGAACAGAAGAGGCAGUUCGAACGCGUGCACAAUGAUAUUCGGAUUUCAGGAAUUACCUCAACUUCACUAAAUGGGAUAAUCGAGGAGCUGCUUCACUGCGGAACAGACAUACAGAGAAUACGUCUUUUCGUUGGCAAGGUGCCUAUCAAGUCGAACGAACCCUCCGCUCUCUCCGCCUUUUCUGGUGCUGCUGCUGUAGUUGUCCAUACGCUCGAGAAGCAGCUUGUUGGGCAAUUCGGAAGUAUCGCCUCGUUGCUUCAGAUCAGGGCACUAUUCCACGAAUGUGGAAAGGUAGUGAGCGUUCUCGCGAAUAUGGUCAGUGCCCUUGAUGGGGCAGUUUCUGAGGCCCAGAUAGUUUCGGUUGUUUCUGAACGAGCCGCUCACUUUUCGCAAACUUUCGACCACAUGGAGGCUCUUUUACGCGAAAUUGUGAAUCGAGUGACUGAACCUUGGCUCACGCUUGUGGAAACCUGGGUUGGCCUUCGCCCGGAGACAUCGACAUCGAUUGAGCUGGCUUCGAGUGGCAGGAGCUUUGUGGUCGUGGAGAGCCAGGCAGAGAAUAAAAGGGCGCUUUCAAAGACGCCGAAGGUCGACUAUAGAUAUUUGCCUGACCAGAUGCCCCCUUUCAUUCCCACAGAUUUAGCAUCCUUGAUUUUUGAAAGUGGACGAAGUCUCCGGCUUCUCAAAAGGAACCACCCACAGCAUCCCAUUGCUAACCACGAAAUGCGCGAUGCUCAUACGCCUAAAUUUGAAUGUGCAAGUACGUGGUUCGAUAUCGAGAGAAUACAGAAGAAGGCUUCUGAGUAUGAAGCCAAACUUCGCUCUGAGAUACUGAGGUAUAACCGUGGCGAUUACUGCAGGGGGGUAGAGGCAACCCCCUCUACCGAGGGUUCUGGUAAUGCUGAGGAUCGCGAAGUGCUCACAGGCACUUAUGAACUCUUUGAUCUCGACCAUGUGCCUAAUGCCACGGGGUUGUUACACAAAGACAGAACUUCCGAGAAGGAUAAGCUCGGGCAUCUGCUUGACGGAUCCCAGAAUCUUGAGCUAUCCGCAGCUCAACGCGACUUCGGCCCAGACCUGACAUCGUCCUUUUAUCUAUCCUUGGCGCCCCUCCUCUCCUCUCAGGCGCUCCUGAUCGAUUUCUCCUGUCUCCAUCUUCUGUUCAAAGAGCAUCAGCUCCGAUCUCACCUUACUUUACAAUGGCGGUUUCAGCUCCUUGGUGAUGGCUUUUUCACGUCCCGUCUUUCUAAUUCCCUCUUUGAUCCUGACAUGGAGAGUGGUGAACGGAAAGUCGGCGUGGUACGAAGCGACGUUCACGCUGGCUUGCGUCUGGGAAGUCGAGAUACAUGGCCUCCAGCAAGCUCUGAAUUGCGGCUCGUGCUUAUAGGGCUGCUUAACGAAUGCCACGAUGCGGAUGAUCACCUGGACAUUCCGACCCAUGCUGACCGACGCAAUGAGAAAGAGCUACCUGGUGGCCUAAGUUUCUCUAUUCGAGACCUUACGGACGAAGAGAUCGGGAAAUGCAAGGACCCGAAUGCUAUCGAGGCGCUUGAUUUCCUUCGGCUACAAUACAAACCUUCUGCUGUUCUAGAGACCAUUCUGACGCAGCGUUGCCUUAACAAAUAUGACCGUCUUUUCAAGCAUUUGCUCCGACUGCUGCGCAUGGUAUCGGUCGUCAAGAGACUCAUUCGAGACUCAACGGUGAGGGGUUCCCAGUCUGGUGAUACGCGGAAUGUGCUGCAGAGAUUUCGGGUUGACUCUCAGCAUUUCGUACUCGCCAUAAGCGACUAUUGCUUUCACGUCGGAAUUGGAUCGACAUGGCGACGAUUCCAGGAGGCCCUUUCCAAGAUUGAAUCUUGCCUAGAUCAUGGUGACAUCGAUGGCACGAUAGAAGCAGCUCAUUCGGUUCCUAGACUACGGGAUUACCAUGAGGAUGUCCUAGACCAGAUGCUUUAUGCACUUUUUCAGAGCAAAAAGCAUAACGAAGUCGCUAAACUCCUUGACGAUAUCUAUGGGACGAUUCUCACUUUUGCUCCACUGUCUCAUCUGGAUGGAGUCGAGGGUGUGCGCCACGAGACUGAGGCCACCGCUCGUCGGUUAUACAGCCUAUUCCGAAAACAAGUUUCGGCUUUCGUUGGCUACUUACGCGGCAUAGAAGGUGUUAAGUCCGCUUCAACGUCCUUAGACAGGUCGGGUAUGGCAUUCAACCCCCGAGCAGCGCCUACAACUGUUUUCGACCAUCUUCUGGCCCGGUUGGAGAUGAAGAGGUACUACUGA